Messenger RNA from Haliotis rufescens (red abalone), 7388 nucleotides. Its product is annotated as E3 ubiquitin-protein ligase TRIM56-like. Gene Ontology annotation, biological process: positive regulation of DNA-templated transcription. Gene Ontology annotation, cellular component: chromatin; nucleoplasm. Lineage: Eukaryota; Metazoa; Mollusca; Gastropoda; Lepetellida; Haliotidae. Bases 61 to 1317 code for a protein of 418 amino acids. The transcript is spliced from 3 exons. Gene Ontology annotation, molecular function: zinc ion binding; ubiquitin-protein transferase activity. The record is from RefSeq and is a predicted model, not a curated record.
GCAGCAGAAAGGAUUGUGGGUAACAGUCUCAUAUAGUCCUGGGCGUUGGAGGGAAACAAGAUGGCAGCCGCCAGAAAGCUGGACAGUGUGCAUGAGAACUUCUUGACCUGUUCAAUAUGUACGACAGGAUACAAAGAUCCCUGUACUCUGACCUGUAGCCACACCUUCUGUAAGGGCUGCCUGGGGGCAUUCCUGAAGACCAGACAAGACGCCAUCAGAGCCAAGUCCAUCCCGUGUCCCUACUGUCGUCAGAUGACCCGAGUUCCCAGGCCUGACAGACCAGUGGAGGAGUGGGUGAAACAGAUCAAGCCCAGUUUCCUCAUACAGGGACUUCUGGACACUCUAACCUGUGGGGAAAAUACUGAUCAUGGUAAUGACAACGAUUGCUUCUCCUGCGAGAAACUUGGGGUUAAAAGUGAGGCCAGGUCCCACUGCCAGGACUGUUCUGUCCCGCUCUGUGACAGAUGUGUCAAGAUGCACUUGGCCAAUCCUGCGACAUCAGAACAUGACCUAGGUGACAUUGGAGAUGGAUCAAAGGUCAGCAGACGACGAAGACAAAUGUGCACGGAGCACAAUGAGGUUGUGGGCUUCUGUUGUAAGGAUUGCAAUAAAGCAAUAUGCCAAAAAUGUUGUAUCAUAUCUCACAGAACAUGCAUCUCCGUGGUCACAAUUCAGUCCCUCAUGUCUGAGAUGAAACAUGCUCUGACACAAAAUGAGAGCUUGUUCAGACGUCAGUUUGAAGACACAAACAAAUCACUUCUACAAAACACAUCUCAGAUUGAUGCACUUGACCACAACAACGUCUUAGUUGAAUCAAAGAUCAGACAGGCCUCACAAAGGGCAAUAGACGUGAUCAAACAGAAGGAAAAACAACUGCUGGCCGAACUGAAUGACAUGACAGAUAAGCACUCUGGAAAACUGAGAAGACGGAUGAGGUCCAAAGAAAUAGACAUGCAGAUGUAUCAACAAUACAUAGAAUACAUUUCCCAGGUGUUGAAGUCAGGGAGUGAGACUGACAUGUUUGAUAUUUACCAGAAUUGUCAGUCAGGGGCAAUGGCUGCUGCAGCAGUCAGGGCUGUCAAAUUUACAGAUGUUCCAGAGUCAAAAGUUGUAUUCAUUAGCAAAAUAGAUGUUGGGAACAUUAACAAGCAUGUCGGAUUAGGUAGACUGGAGUUUGGGAGAUUCGACAUCAUGGGUACCCCUCUGUUAAGUCACACAGUCAAUCCUAGGUUAAAGGAUGACAAAGCGAAGCCCGCCCCUCAUGAUGUCAUGGUCGUCGAUGUGGAUGUUGAAGAGAUACUGGUCAUAGCAGACUAAAAUAAUAAAUGCCUGAAAUCCUUUUUCACAAAAAAACAGCCAAUCACAACAAAGAAAAUUAAAACUUGCAAGUUUCCCACACUCUUUGUCAAGACUAGGAAAAAACCUGCUGGCUUUAGCAUUCUGGCCAAGCAAUGAAAUUCUAGUUGUACAGGUGACCCCUGACCGUAUACUGCAGUACAGAUGCCUUGCAGCCUUGAGUAAAUCAAUAUUAGCAGCAGGUUGUGUAUAUCCUGCCUGUGUCGACAUCCUGGAUAUAUCUGGGGAAGUGCUGAGGUCAAUCAGUACACUCAACGCAGUAGAGAACCUGGUAUGUGACCCGAGGUUCCUUCUGGUGUCAAAUGAUGACUCAAACUUUCUCUACUGUAUGACACCAGAGGGGAAGGCUGUGUUCACCUACAUACCCACAGGAGAAGCUGCAAUGAGAGGGCCACGAGGUAUCACAACUACCAGAACAGGACACAUUCUGGUGGCGGACAAAUGGACAAACAAGGUAACACUACUGACAGCAGCAGGGGAGUUAGUCCGAGACCUUCUGAUAUCUGAGGAUGGAAUCGAGCAGCCGUAUGGUUUGUCUGUCCACGGAGAUGAACUGUUUGUGACACAGCGCAAUACAACUGUUAAGGUAUUUCAUUGCUCGAGGUCUGUGUAAUCACUAUUAUGUCAAGAAUAUUCCAUCUACCAUUUGUCAAGCAGUGAGUCAGUUUUAUUUUAGUGCAUCAGAGUUGUUGAUUUUUUUAGUGUGGCUUUGUACUGAAAAUCAUGCAACUAUAUUUUUGACAUUCUGAUAAAAACAACCUAAUUUGGUUUGACAGGAUGGUCGGAUGCAGUUGCAAUUCAAGAAACAUCAUUUUAAGCUUACUUUGCUGAUUAGAAGCUGCUCUGCUUUUAUCUUACUUGGUUGUCACUUAAUACAGCUGGAAAGCACUUGUAUGAACUUUUGCAAUUAUUCCCCUGAAGGUUUGUUUUCUUUUGUCUGCUCUCAAUGUUUUGUCCACUGUUUUAGGAAACAUAACGUUAAACUUUAUGUCUUUACUGUCUACAUGUACCUGUACUGUAGGUUUGUUUUCUUUUGUCUGCUCUCAAUGUUUUGUCCACUGUUUUAGGAAACAUAACGUUAAACUUUAUGUCUUUACUGUCUACAUGUACCUGUACUGUAGGUUUGUUUUCUUUUGUCUGCUCUCAAUGUUUUGUCCACUGUUUUAGGAAACAUAACGUUAAACUUUAUGUCUUUACUGUCUACAUGUACCUGUACUGUAGGUUUGUUUUCUUUUGUCUGCUCUCAAUGUUUUGUCCACUGUUUUAGGAAACAUAACAUUAAACUUUGUCUUUACUGUCUACAUGUACCUGUACUGUAGGUUUGUUUUCUUUUGUCUGCUCUCAAUGUUUUGUCCACUGUUUUAGGAAACAUAGCAUUAAACUUUAUGUCUUUACUGUCUACAUGUACCUGUACUGUAGGUUUGUUUUCUUUUGUCUGCUCUCAAUGUUUUGUCCACUGUUUUAGGAAACAUAGCAUUAAACUUUAUGUCUUUACUGUCUACAUGUACCUGUACUGUAGGUUUGUUUUCUUUUGUCUGCUCUCAAUGUUUUGUCCACUGUUUUAGGAAACAUAACAUUAAACUUUAUGUCUUUACUGUCUAAAUGUACCUGUACUGUAGGUUUGUUUUCUUUUGUCUGCUCUCAAUGUUUUGUCCACUGUUUUAGGAAACAUAGCAUUAAACUUUAUGUCUUUACUGUCUACAUGUACCUGUACUGUAGGUUUGUUUUCUUUUGUCUGCUCUCAAUGUUUUGUCCACUGUUUUAGGAAACAUAGCAUUAAACUUUAUGUCUUUACUGUCUACAUGUACCUGUACUGUAGGUUUGUUUUCUUUUGUCUGCUCUCAAUGUUUUGUCCACUGUUUUAGGAAACAUAGCAUUAAACUUUAUGUCUUUACUGUCUACAUGUACCUGUACUGUAGGUUUGUUUUCUUUUGUCUGCUCUCAAUGUUUUGUCCACUGUUUUAGGAAACAUAACAUUAAACUUUAUGUCUUUACUGUCUAAAUGUACCUGUACUGUAGGUUUGUUUUCUUUUGUCUGCUCUCAAUGUUUUGUCCACUGUUUUAGGAAACAUAGCAUUAAACUUUAUGUCUUUACUGUCUACAUGUACCUGUACUGUAGGUUUGUUUUCUUUUGUCUGCUCUCAAUGUUUUGUCCACUGUUUUAGGAAACAUAGCAUUAAACUUUAUGUCUUUACUGUCUACAUGUACCUGUACUGUAGGUUUGUUUUCUUUUGUCUGCUCUCAAUGUUUUGUCCACUGUUUUAGGAAACAUAACAUUAAACUUUAUGUCUUUACUGUCUAAAUGUACCUGUACUGUAGGUUUGUUUUCUUUUAUCUGCUCUGAAUCUUUUAUCCACUGUUUUAGGAAACAUAACAUUAAACUUGAUGUUUUUACUGUCUACAUGUACCUGUACUGUAGGUUUGUUUUCUUUUGUCUGCUCUCAAUGUUUUGUCCACUGUUCUAGGAAACAUAACAUUAAACGUUAUGUCUUUACUGUCUACAUGUACCUGUACUGUAGGUUUGUUUUCUUUUGUCUGCUCUCAAUGUUUUGUCCACUGUUUUAGGAAACAUACAUUAAACUUUAUGUCUUUAUUGUCUACAUGUACCUGUACUGUAGGUUUGUUUUCUUUUGUCUGCUCUCAAUGUUUUGUCCACUGUUUUAGGAAACAUAGCAUUAAACUUUAUGUCUUUACUGUCUACAUGUACCUGUACUGUAGGUUUGUUUUCUUUUGUCUGCUCUCAAUGUUUUGUCCACUGUUUUAGGAAACAUACAUUAAACUUUAUGUCUUUAUUGUCUACAUGUACCUGUACUGUAGGUUUGUUUUCUUUUGUCUGCUCUCAAUGUUUUGUCCACUGUUUUAGGAAACAUAACGUUAAACUUUAUGUCUUUACUGUCUACAUGUACCUGUACUGUAGGUUUGUUUUCUUUUGUCUGCUCUCAAUGUUUUGUCCACUGUUUUAGGAAACAUAACAUUAAACUUUGUCUUUACUGUCUACAUGUACCUGUACUGUAGGUUUGUUUUCUUUUGUCUGCUCUCAAUGUUUUGUCCACUGUUUUAGGAAACAUACAUUAAACUUUAUGUCUUUACUGUCUACAUGUACCUGUACUGUAGGUUUGUUUUCUUUUGUCUGCUCUCAAUGUUUUGUCCACUGUUUUAGGAAACAUACAUUAAACUUUAUGUCUUUAUUGUCUACAUGUACCUGUACUGUAGGUUUGUUUUCUUUUGUCUGCUCUCAAUGUUUUGUCCACUGUUUUAGGAAACAUACAUUAAACUUUAUGUCUUUACUGUCUACAUGUACCUGUACUGUAGGUUUGUUUUCUUUUGUCUGCUCUCAAUGUUUUGUCCACUGUUUGAGGAAACAUACAUUAAACUUUAUGUCUUUAUUGUCUACAUGUACCUGUACUGUAGGUUUGUUUUCUUUUGUCUGCUCUCAAUGUUUUGUCCACUGUUUUAGGAAACAUACAUUAAACUUUAUGUCUUUACUGUCUACAUGUACCUGUACUGUAGGUUUGUUUUCUUUUGUCUGCUCUCAAUGUUUUGUCCACUGUUAUAGGAAACAUACAUUAAACUUUAUGUCAUUAUUGUCUACAUGUACCUGUACUGUAGGUUUGUUUUCUUUUGUUUGCUCUCAAUGUUAUGUCCACUGUUUUAGGAAACAAAACAUUAAACUUUAUGUCUUUAUUGUCUACAUGUUACUGUACUGUAGGUUUGUUUUCUUUUGUCUGCUCUCAAUGUUAUGUCCACUGUUUUAGGAAACAUAACAUUAAACUUUAUGUCUUUAUUGUCUACAUGUACCUGUACUGUAGGUUUGUUUUCUUUUGUCUGCUCUCAAUGUUUUGUCCACUGUUUUAGGAAACAUACAUUAAACUUUAUGUCAUUAUUGUCUACAUGUACCUGUACUGCAGGUUUGUUUUCUUUUGUUUGCUCUCAAUGUUAUGUCCACUGUUUUAGGAAACAUAACAUUAAACUUUAUGUCUUUAUUGUGUACAUGUUACUGUACUGUAGGUUUGUUUUCUUUUGUCUGCUCUCAAUGUUAUGUCCACUGUUUUAGGAAACAUAACAUUAAACUUUAUGUCUUUAUUGUCUACAUGUACCUGUACUGUAGGUUUGUUUUCUUUUGUCUGCUCUCAAUGUUUUGUCCACUGUUUUAGGAAACAUACAUUAAACUUUAUGUCUUUACUGUCUACAUGUACCUGUACUGUAGGUUUGUUUUCUUUUGUCUGCUCUCAAUGUUUUGUCCACUGUUUUAGGAAACAUACAUUAAACUUUAUGUCUUUAUUGUCUACAUGUACCUGUACUGUAGGUUUGUUUUCUUUUGUCUGCUCUCAAUGUUUUGUCCACUGUUUUAGGAAACAUACAUUAAACUUUAUGUCUUUACUGUCUACAUGUACCUGUACUGUAGGUUUGUUUUCUUUUGUCUGCUCUCAAUGUUUUGUCCACUGUUUUAGGAAACAUACAUUAAACAGUAUGUCUUUAUUGUCUACAUGUUACUGUACUGUAGGUUUGUUUUCUUUUGUCUGCUCUCAAUGUUUUGUCCACUGUUUUAGGAAACAUACAUUAAACUUUAUGUCUUUACUGUCUACAUGUACCUGUACUGUAGGUUUGUUUUCUUUUGUCUGCUCUCAAUGUUUUGUCCACUGUUUUAGGAAACAUAGCAUUAAACUUUAUGUCUUUAUUGUCUACAUGUUACUGUACUGAAGGCUGUUUUCUGUAAGUGGCUUCACUUUUCGAAAACGGUCAAACAUGUAAUUGGUCCUUUGUUAUAUGGACGUCGCUUAGCGCUACGACUAUUGUAAACCUAUGUUAAAGUAUGAGAGUUACGAUCAUCUUAGCGCUAAGAUCGCUUUGUGCAAGUGGGUCCAGGUCUGUUGUGGGUCUAAUUGUCUGUCUAGCAGCAGUUGACACUGGUAGGUGUUGUUGGCGCAAGUGAGAACGUAUCGAGUAGUACAGAUGAUGGGGGUUCUGCAUCUGGCUCCAGUGGAAAUCUGCGGUGGGUUCUAAUUGUCUGUCUAGUAGCAGUUGACUCUGGUUAGUGUUGUUGGCGCAAGUGAGACUGGAUCGUAACCAUGUCUUUGCGUUAAAAGGUUCCACGUUUACGUCCGCUUCUUUGGGGACACCUCAACUGUUUGUCUGUGCAUUAUCUGCAGUAGAACAGUAGAUCGUAGUGUGAACGUGUAAAUCUCUUGCCUUUCUUGCCGUGUUUUCCAGCUUCAAUCAUGAUCAAUACUAAAUGACGAUUGUUUUUGCCUAAUCUGGACUUUGGCUUUUCGGUGUCACUCAAAGAAUAAUUGUUUUACAGUUGUUGCAACGUUUCACUUUCGUGGGUUGCUUCAAUCAACAAACCAUGUUUCAUGUUAAAAACGUGCAUGUUGCUCUUAGCACAUCUGGCCAUUUUGUCUCAUGGAUAUGUACAGUCUUUGUUCAGUGUUCGAUUCUUAAUACAAUGCAUGAAACUUUUUGUGUGAAAGAUUGGCAUGCUUUUACUCGUUGUUUCCAACAGUAUCUCGGUAUUUCAAGUGAUUUGUAUCUCCUUGAUUCAAUUAUUUUCUCGUUAUAUCCAUUAUUUUCUCGACAUUUGGAUUAUUUUCUCUUUGCAUGAAUAUUUUUCUCGUUACUUCAAUUAUUUUCUUGUAAUCUCGAUUAUUUUCUCAUUAUUAUUAUUAUUAUUAUCCGUAAUAAUUUCUUCAGGUCCGUAUUUUCUUGUUAUUUAAUUUCAAGUUUAUUUCAAACAUUUCAAUUUAUUUCACAUUAUAUCAAUUAUUGUACUCGAAAUUACGAGUUUUUUGCUCGUAAUUUCGAUUAUUUGCUCGUUAUUUCAAUAGGGUUGUUGAAAUUUCAAGCUUUUGAAAUAAACUUGAAAUACCAAGAAAAUAAGGAAUGGAAGAAAUUAUUACGAAUCCAACACGGAUAACGAGUAAGUCCGUAUAUUGAUCAUAUACUUGGAUCAUAUGUUGGAAAUUUUGUAGAUAUAUAUUCAUGAUAUGUUUAAAUGUCAAAUAAAUUCUCUUUUAAUGAUCUUUCCAAAAAUA